This is a messenger RNA of Manihot esculenta (cassava), 1290 nucleotides long. RefSeq names its product bidirectional sugar transporter N3. Gene Ontology annotation, biological process: carbohydrate transport. The transcript has 6 exons. NCBI's taxonomy places the organism in Eukaryota, Viridiplantae, Streptophyta, Magnoliopsida, Malpighiales, Euphorbiaceae. Gene Ontology annotation, cellular component: membrane. The record is from RefSeq and is a predicted model, not a curated record. The coding region runs from base 291 to 1157 and encodes 288 amino acids. Gene Ontology annotation, molecular function: sugar transmembrane transporter activity.
CAAUACGCACACUUUCUUCUCUUCUAUAAUGCAUACCAAUAUUAGAAGUAUUCGUAUUUUUUUAUUUUCUUUUUUCUUUUCCUUCUCUAUAUAUAUAUAUGCAUAUGAAAGAAUGGAUGCUUCAAGCAGCUUCAUUGCCUCAACAUCCUUCAGUAUUCUCUGCAUGAGAUUGAGGGUUUUGUUCAUAGAAAGCUAGGGUUAUUGCUUGAGGCCCUGCUUCUCCUUAGAGAGAGAGAGAGAGAGAGAGAGUGAUCAGAUCAAGUUGUGUGGUUAAUUAUUUUACUUGGAAGAUGGCAGUGAUGGACACUCACCAUCCUUUGGCAUUUACAUUUGGCAUCUUAGGUAACAUCAUCUCAGUCAUGGUGUACCUGGCUCCAAUGCCAACAUUUUUGAGAAUUUACAGAAAAAAAUCUACUGAAGGAUUCCAAUCUCUGCCUUACGUUGUGGCAUUAUUCAGUUCCAUGCUUUGGCUCCACUAUGCAAUGCUCAAGGGAGAUGCUUUUCUUCUUAUCACCAUCAACACAUUUGGAUGUGUCAUCGAGACUAUAUAUAUUAUCUUGUAUAUCACUUAUGCUACAAAAGAGAACAGGAUCUCAGCUUGCAGACUUCUUCUUUCCCUGAACAUGGGUUUGUUCUCUUUCAUCGUCAUCAUCACACAUUUUGCAGUGAAGUAUUCAGUUCGUGCACAAGUUCUUGGUUGGAUUUGUGUUGCUGUUUCUGUCAGUGUAUUUGCAGCUCCAUUAAGCAUUGUGGCACAAGUUAUUCGAACAAGAAGUGUUGAGUUCAUGCCAUUCAAUUUGUCAUUUUUCCUUACAAUAAGUGCAAUUAUGUGGCUUGCCUAUGGCCUUUCCACCAAGGACUUGUGUGUUGCUCUUCCAAAUGUAUUGGGAUUCAUCUUGGGGAUACUUCAGAUGCUGCUGUAUGCAGUGUACAGGAAAGCAAAGAAGGUGGUUAUGGAAGAAAAGCUACAAGAACAUUUGAAGACAAUUGUGAUACUAAACACAUUAGGGAAUUCAGAAGUGCAUCCAAUGGAUGUUCAACCAACUGAACUCAAAGAAGAUGCAAAAGAACAUGAACAAACACAAGAAGACAAUAAUGAGAAAAGCUUGGAAACUUCAAAUGAAGAUGACCUCCACCCAAAUGAAAAUGCAGUUUGAUUAAUUCUCGUAGAUAUGUGUAUACGAGUGGCUCUUGUUAAAAGAGUCCUCGAGCCAUAAAGGUUCCCUUUACAUUCUGUAUACCCUUUCCUUUACAUGGAUGUAUUAGCAUAAAAGCAAAUGUUUGGUUUCA